Gryllus bimaculatus (two-spotted cricket) is the source of this 1120-nucleotide messenger RNA. The record is from the annotation of a GenBank genome assembly. Lineage: Eukaryota; Metazoa; Arthropoda; Insecta; Orthoptera; Gryllidae.
UGGGGGCCGGGCUAUGACGUAGGCAGCGGCUAAGCCGCGCCGCGAAUAUAUACUGCGGCCGGCCCGCUGCUCGGCACAGUCGACCCGCACUCACCGGCUCAGACCUGCUGCUCUCGUGCUCUCGCCCGCAAGGACACCCGCUCGCUGUUAUCAUGAACGCUUCUGUAGUGUGCGCCGUUCUCCUGCUGGCCGUGGGCGCCAUGGCGCAGUACAGGCCCUUCUACGCCGGCAGCGGCGUCAACUACCCGCGGCCCUUCGGCAGCAGCAGCUCCAACGACGACCUGGCGAACCGCUUCGGCGACUCCGACCUGUCCACGCGCAUCGACGCCAACGGCCACGACGUCAAGCUGGUGGAGGAGGCCGCAAAGCUUCCCGCGGAUCAGCAGCCCUUCUGGUACAUCAACCGCGAACACAUCCGCAAGCACCUGGGCCUCGACGUCACCGGCCGCCCCGUCCAGCCCGUCCAGCCCGUCCAACCCGUCCAACCCGUCCAGCCCUUCGUCGUCCAGCCCGUCGUCGAGGGCCUGCCCAUCCAUCCCGUCCAGCCUGUGGUGGACCCCACCCCCAACAUCGCCUAAACGUUCUCGCCGGGCGGCGUGAACCUCCACCGACGCUAGCACGAAAGCGCUGGCAAUGUCGGCGGUUUUUUUUUGUUUUUUUGUUUCAAGACUGCUGAACAGGCGAACGUUGCGCUCUAAGUGUCACUAGUCUUGAUUUGCUUUACAGAGCUCGCUGUUGGCGUAUUUAUUGCGUGAAUUCGCUGCAUAGCAGGGGGAGGGAGAAUCCUGACAAUGUAAUUUGCAACGUGGGAACUGUUUUGGAUGAAACAGAAAGGAGUUAAUUGUGUAUUGUUUAAAGUUAAAAUUACUGUAAAAAUAUUGCAAAGCAUUUUUUUUGUUGACUCAGGGAAACAGGAAGGAAAUGAAACAUGUAAUGUACCCACAAAUCGGAACUUCGGUAAGAAGUUUCCUGUAUAGUGCCAUGUUCGGGGCGUUGAGAAAUGAGUUAUGUAUAUAUUGUGAUAUGAAAUCCUUGCCUGGAUUUUAUGUAUUAUAUUUUUUAAGCUUUUGAUACACCUAGUUAUUUUAUAACUCUUGUUUAAAUAAAAUAUUACAUAUUA